Molecule: messenger RNA, 1817 nt
Organism: Chrysemys picta bellii (western painted turtle)
Lineage: Eukaryota; Metazoa; Chordata; Testudines; Emydidae
Gene: PPIL4
Product: peptidylprolyl isomerase like 4
Biological process (GO): protein peptidyl-prolyl isomerization
Cellular component (GO): nucleus
Molecular function (GO): peptidyl-prolyl cis-trans isomerase activity; RNA binding
Source: RefSeq, a predicted model, not a curated record
CCAUCCCAAGUGAGGCGGGCGGCGGCUUCCGUAGGUGUCAUUGAGCAUGCUCAGUUUGCACGGGCGUGCUCCGUAACAGCGAAGCCGAACAGCGCGGCGUCUCCCUUUGACUCUCCCGGAGGCGGCCGGGCGGGACGCGCUGCUGGGCCUGGCGCGUUGUUGUGGUUCCGGGGCGCGGCGGCCAUGGCCGUGCUGCUGGAGACCACGGUGGGCGACCUGGUGAUCGACCUGUACACGGAGGAGAGGCCCAGAGCUUGUCAGAAUUUUCUGAAGCUUUGCAAAAUCAAGUACUACAACUACUGCCUCAUUCACAAUGUACAGAGGGAUUUUAUUAUACAAACUGGUGACCCCUUGGGGACUGGCCGUGGAGGGGAAUCUAUCUUUUGUAAACUCUAUGGUGAUCAAGCUAGAUUUUUUGAGGCAGAAAAAGUGCCAAGAAUUAAGCACAAGAAAAAGGGAACCGUAUCAAUGGUGAACAAUGGCAAUGAUCAACAUGGAUCUCAGUUUCUUAUUACUACAGGGGAAAACCUAGAUUACCUUGAUGGUGUGCACACAGUGUUUGGAGAAGUAACAGAAGGCAUGGAUGUAUUAAAGAAAAUUAACGAGACCUUCGUUGACAAGGAAUUUGUUCCUUAUCAAGACAUCAGGAUAAAUCAUACAGUGAUAUUAGAUGAUCCAUUUGAUGACCCUUCUGGUUUGAGAAUACCUGACUGCUCCCCAGAGCCCACCAAGGAACAACUAGAUAGUGGCAGAAUAAGAGCAGAUGAAGAAAUUGAUGACUUCAAAGGAAAGUCUGUUGAUGAAGUGGAAGAAAUUCAGGCAGAGAAAGAAGCAAAAACUCAGGCCAUUCUUUUGGAAAUGGUGGGAGAUUUACCAGAUGCAGAUAUCAAACCACCAGAAAAUGUGCUGUUUGUUUGUAAACUGAAUCCUGUGACCACAGAUGAAGACCUGGAGAUAAUAUUUUCACGAUUUGGGCCCAUUAAAAGCUGUGAAGUAAUUCGAGACUGGAAGACAGGUGAAUCUCUUUGUUACGCUUUCAUUGAAUUUGAAAAGGAGGAAGAUUGUGAGAAAGCCUACUUCAAAAUGGAUAAUGUGCUGAUAGAUGACCGGAGAAUACAUGUGGAUUUUAGCCAGUCUGUUGCAAAGAUUAAAUGGAGAGGAAAAGGUGGGAAGUAUACCAAGGAUGACUUCAAAGAGUACGAAAAGGAACAUGAUAAACCUUCCAAAUUAACUUUGAAGGAGAAAGUAAAGCCAAAUCAAGACGCAAAGUAUGACCUUGUGCUGGAUGAGGAGAUAGAGGAGGCUAGAGCAAGUCACCUACACUCGGGUAAAAAACACAAGAAGAAAAAGCACCGCCACUCUGAUGAUGAAGAGGAUGACAAGAAGACCAAAAAAUCCAAGGACUCUGACCGACGAUAUGAAGAAGAAUGCUGUAGAGAGAAAAGAAAGAGUGAAAAGAGAGAGAGACAUCAAAGUCGCAGUCGCAGCCAGUCUCGGGACAGAGACAGCCACUACAGUUCCAGCAAAUCUAAAGACAAAUACCGAGGAGAGCUUUGGGAAAGAGAGCGUGAUAAAAAGAGAGAGAGAAGCAGAAGUCCUAAGAAAUCCAAAGAUAAGGAGCGGUCCAGAUACAGAUGAUGAAAUACCCUUUUCUUUCUAUAUUUGUAUAAUGCAUUGGAAACUGCAGGUACCAGAGCAAAGCCAAUGCUUCUUGGUCUUUCAAUUCCAGGAGUGCCCAGUGUACAUGUGUAACGUUUGAUAGCGUAGAAUAUUGCUGAUUCUGGAUGACUGUUCUCAAUAAAGGAUUUUGUAUUUUA